AACACUCUGCUUACUUCUCUGUGGUAUCAGCUAAUGAUGAAUCUUGUCUUGCGUGACGGCAAGAUUCAAUAAUUUACAUCGUAAAAAGUGACUCAUUCACAAUGUGAAAGGUAAUGUUAGGGAGGUUUAGUUUUCAUUCUUAAAUCCGAAUAUAUCAUUCGAAUUCUUAAAUCACAGUGCUCUUGAACUUGAACCGUAAUCACAAAGAACUAAUUGGAUGAAAACGUUAUAUGCACAUGUGCUUUACGGUGCUGUGUUGGGAUCAGUUGGCCUUGGUUCCAUGACACGUGACUCCCCUUCCUUUUUAUAUCACUGUGUCCUUCGCUGUCACUCUCUCUCUAGUCUCUUUCUGUUUGGUUGUGACUGUCGAGUGGCCGGUUUGUUCUGUUCUCUGGUGAAUAAACUUUCAAAAGAAACAUGUCAAACAUUGGAAUCAACGGUUUCGGUCGUAUUGGACGUCUGGUCCUUAGGGCUUCCUUGGAGCGUGGAGGCCAGGUUGUUGCCAUCAACGACCCAUUCAUUGGAGUGGACUACAUGGUCUACUUGUUCAAGUAUGACUCGACCCACGGACGCUUCAAGGGUGAUGUGAAAGCCGAAGGAAACUGUUUGGUUGUCAACGGCAACAAGAUCCAGGUGUUCAGCGAGCGAGACCCGAAGGCAAUUCCAUGGGGCAAGGCCGGCGCGCAAUACAUCGUGGAGUCGACCGGGGUGUUCACCACCGUCGAAAAGGCAUCGGCCCAUCUGGAGGGAGGCGCCAAGAAGGUGAUCAUUUCGGCGCCCAGCGCGGACGCACCCAUGUUCGUGUGCGGCGUCAACCUCGACGCCUACGACCCCUCUUACAAGGUCAUCUCCAACGCCUCGUGCACCACCAACUGCCUUGCACCCCUCGCCAAGGUCAUCCACGACAACUUCGAAAUUGUUGAAGGUCUCAUGACCACCGUGCACGCCACCACCGCCACCCAGAAGACUGUCGACGGACCUUCUGGAAAGCUGUGGCGCGACGGACGUGGAGCCCAGCAGAACAUCAUUCCGGCAGCGACCGGCGCCGCCAAGGCCGUCGGCAAGGUGAUUCCCUCGCUGAACGGCAAGCUGACCGGAAUGGCCUUCCGAGUGCCAGUGCCCAAUGUGUCAGUGGUUGACCUGACCGUCAGACUGGGCAAGGACGCGUCCUACGACGACAUCAAGGCCAAGGUGAAGGCCGCCGCCGACGGCCCCCUCAAGGGCAUCCUCGGCUACACCGACGAGGAGGUCGUAUCCUCGGACUUCAUCGGCGACAACCACUCUUCCAUCUUCGACGCGCAGGCCGGUAUCUCUCUCAGCCCCAAGUUCGUCAAGCUCAUCUCAUGGUACGACAAUGAGUUUGGUUACUCAUCCCGUGUCAUCGACCUCAUCAAGUACAUCCAAACCAAGGAUUAAGCGGGCUAUUUGGAGGAACAAGUCACGCCACCUUUUACCAUCAGGCCUUCGACUUUAUAUAAUUAGAAAACAGUCAAUGUAUUCUUCAAGAUUAUGUCUUUGAUGUAACUAACAAAAUUAAAUUCCAGCAAAUGAAAGCACUUUAAAAUGAGAUUAGAAACGGUUGAAUAUAUUACAAAGUAUUGAUUAAUACACCUAGAAGAAUGUUUUUUCCAUAAAAAAUUGUUUGUAAACAAUUUAUUUUGUCUACUUUUAUAAUAUUUAUAUCUGCAAAUGAAACCAUUAUUACUGAAAAUAUGGUUGCACAGUUUCCUUGCUAGUUUCUACUUGGAAAUAAAUGCGUAACUUUAAUAA
Molecule: messenger RNA, 1770 nt
Organism: Nilaparvata lugens (brown planthopper)
Lineage: Eukaryota; Metazoa; Arthropoda; Insecta; Hemiptera; Delphacidae
Product: glyceraldehyde-3-phosphate dehydrogenase 2
Exons: 6
Coding region: 418-1416 (332 amino acids)
Biological process (GO): glucose metabolic process
Molecular function (GO): NADP binding; oxidoreductase activity, acting on the aldehyde or oxo group of donors, NAD or NADP as acceptor; NAD binding
Source: RefSeq, a predicted model, not a curated record